GAUAUAUAAAUCUUACAGUAUUCUUAAACAAACAAAGGAAGAGCAAGCAAAAAAAAAAAAAAAAAAAUACCAAUGGCGGUGUUCAAACGUUUAUCUUCUUCAUUUCCAGUUUCACUGCUGAUUUCCUUCUGUGCCGUCAUAGCCCUUUCCACCGCAAGUUUCAGGGUAGAGUUUGCACCGCCAGAAAUCAUGGCGCUGUGUGAAAAAUCCAUCAACCACACCUUUUGUCUCAACUUCCUGAACUCGACUGCCGGCAUACCGGCGGCGGAUCUCCUCGGCGCCGGCGAAAUCACGCUCAACGCCAGCCUUCACGAAGCCCAAGACACCCGAAACUACGUGAAAACACUGGUGGGGCAAACAACAAUCGAUCCGAAGCAGAAGCAGAGCUACGAGACGUGCCUGGACAACUACGACGUCGCCAUUGGAGCCAUUUCAGAAGCGAAAGCUUCGUUGCUCAGCGGAGAUUACGAGACGGCGAAUAUCGAGAUUUCGGCGGCGCAGACUGAUUCGGAUACGUGUAAUGACGAGGUGAAAGGGGCGGCGGCGGCGGCGGCCGAACUGGUUGAGAGGAAUGACUACUUGUUUAAUGUUCUCGAUGUUGCUCUGGUGAUAACUAAUAAGUUGGCCGGUUGAUGGGAUUAAUUGACCAUUGUUGGUGCAUGUUGAAGUGGAGGAAUAUCAUGUUAUUUUCAUUCAAGAAGUUUUCCCACGUUUGAUGAAUUAUCCGAUAAGAAGUAUUACGAUGCUUUCCAUGCAUAUAGUUGUUGAGUGAAUUUUGUCAAUGAAGGAAAGAAUCAGAGAAGCAAUCAAGCCCAUAUAAGGCAACUCUCAAGGAAGGAAAGAGGGAGCAGAAUUACAGGCAAUCAAAUCAUCAUUCAGCAACAGCUAGCUCGAGAAAAGGAGGAUUAUAAAAGAUCAAAGAACUG
Molecule: messenger RNA, 926 nt
Organism: Linum trigynum
Lineage: Eukaryota; Viridiplantae; Streptophyta; Magnoliopsida; Malpighiales; Linaceae
Source: the annotation of a GenBank genome assembly